CCCUCAUUAUAUUCUCUUAUUGUAUGCAUAACGUCCGUAUCGGCUCUCAAAAUUUAUUACUCUACAUAGGUACUGCCGAUCAUCGAUCCAUCCGACAUGGGCGGCGGUCAGCGCCCCGACAAUCUGCCAUUAAUUCUCAGGCUCAAGCUCUCCGUCGGCUCAUUUCUCCUUCGCCUCCUCGUCCGCCCCGACGGCACCGUCCGCCGCCGUCUCCUCACCUUUAUCGACACCAAAAUCCCCCCCAACUCCACCGCCGUCGACAAUGGCGUCAACGUUUCCGCCGCCGACAUCUCCGUCGACCCCUCCCGCAACCUCUGGUUCCGCCUCUUCGCCGUCCCCGCCGCCAGGGCCACCGAACCCCUCCCCCUCAUCAUCUACUUCCACGGCGGCGGCUUCGCCAUUAUGAGCCCGGACUCCAGGGCCUGCGACGGGCUCUGCCGCACCCUGGCGGCGGAGCUCCCCGCCGUCGUUGCUUCCGUCAACUACCGCCUGACGCCGGACCACAAGUAUCCCUGUCAGUACGACGACGGAUUCGACGCCUUACAGUUCAUCGCCGAGAGAGCGUCGGAAAUCCUGCCGGCGAACACCGACACCUCCCGGUGCUUCCUGGCCGGCGACAGCGCCGGCGGAAACAUCGCCCACCACGUGGCCCUGCGCGCGUCGGAAAACCCCGGGAAACUGGCGGUGGCCGGGAUCGUGGCGGUGCAGCCGUUCUUCGGCGGAGAAGAGCGGACGGAGUCGGAGCUGAGGUUGAGCAAGGCGCUGCUGUUGACGGCGGAGGGCACGGACUUAAUGUGGCGGAUGUUCCUGCCGGCGGGAGCGGACAGGGACCAUCCGGCGGCGAAUGUGCUCGGCGGGAGGGAGGCGGCGGAGCAGAUGGCGGCGCUGGGGCGGUUUCCGAGGAGCAUGGUGGUGGUGGGAGGGUACGACCCGCUGCAGGACCGGCAGAGGAAGUACGCCGAGAGGCUGAAGGAGUGCGGGAAGGAGGUGGAGCUGGUGGAGUUUCCCGACGCCUUCCAUGGCUUCUAUUCCUUCCCGGAGCUCCCGGAGUUCCCUAGAUUGGUUCAACAUUUCAGGGAUUUCUUGCACCACCAAUAAUUAAUUAACUACGUUAUGUUGUCAUUAUUGUUAAGGUAUAAAAUUAAUCAAACAAAAUAUCUUGGACGAAAUGUGUACUUGUUCACGAUUUUCACAAUUGAUUGGGCUUGGGAAUUUUACAAUUUCUACAAAGCCCACAUUCGAUGCCAUUAUAUUAAGAUAUAGACAAAAAUAAAAAUUAAAAUUAAAAAUCAGUUGCACGGUUACCUUUGCUAUAAAUGUUGGAGAUUUUCCAUUUGGUUUGAU
Andrographis paniculata is the source of this 1344-nucleotide messenger RNA. RefSeq names its product probable carboxylesterase 18. Lineage: Eukaryota; Viridiplantae; Streptophyta; Magnoliopsida; Lamiales; Acanthaceae. The transcript has a single exon. The record is from RefSeq and is a predicted model, not a curated record. The coding region runs from base 97 to 1098 and encodes 333 amino acids. Gene Ontology annotation, molecular function: hydrolase activity.